Bombina bombina (fire-bellied toad) is the source of this 7736-nucleotide messenger RNA. It is a transcript of the gene RALGDS, whose product is annotated as ral guanine nucleotide dissociation stimulator. Lineage: Eukaryota; Metazoa; Chordata; Amphibia; Anura; Bombinatoridae. Gene Ontology annotation, molecular function: guanyl-nucleotide exchange factor activity. The record is from RefSeq and is a predicted model, not a curated record. The coding region runs from base 1112 to 3583 and encodes 823 amino acids. Gene Ontology annotation, cellular component: plasma membrane. Gene Ontology annotation, biological process: Ras protein signal transduction; positive regulation of GTPase activity. The transcript is spliced from 18 exons.
GCUAUUAGUCCCACCUUGAGCACGAUAGGUUAAGCACCCCAGGAAUGCGGAAAUAUCCUGCAAAUUCUCAGGGAGAUUACUGUAUUUCUACCCUGUACUAUUAUAUGUCCAGAGCAGAUUUUCUGGAGCACUGAAUUACAGACUGUUACGUGAUUUUAUUCUGCAACGAGGGAAGUACAUUAGCCAUGAAGAAUACAGUGCUAAUUCACUAUAGUAGCCCUUGUUUACAUCGGUGUGUGCAGUCAGCAGUGAGCUUGCAUUGUCACCGUUCUCUAGUAAGGUCACUAAACUUGCCCAGAUCUGCAUACUUGCAUGUGUAUAAUCAUUUGAGGAACCUUCUCUUGGUCCAUAUAUAUUAACAACAAUACAUAUAUUAUCAAAGUCAAUUUGUUAAAUCUAGAUAGAAUGAGUUCCUUUAGCAAGUUGCUAAUUUUACAACUGAAUCAGGACGUGCAGUAAUAUGAGAGGCUGCUGAGUUAGUGAACUUAGGCCUCAGAACAUACAGCAGGACUGUGGAUUAAAUGGCUUUUAAAAGCUAUAGCAGAUGGCAAAAGCACUAAGCAUAUGCUUCUGUUUACGUUCACAAGCAGAUGAGGGGCAAUAAUUACCGGUGCACGCUGCACAGGGUCUUGUGAGUAAUGCACAUAUUAACCCCUUCUGGCCUCAUCAGCUGCGCUGUAGGCCACUCCAGCAGUUGGCAGGUUAAGUGACCCCCCUUGCUUCUGGAUGCAGAGCUGAUUUCCCUCCCUCACAAGAUUAUCCUCCAUUUCUCUGCAGCCAGAGCAGGGAAGAACCCAUAGCCCUGAGAGUGUGUAAUGACAGCACAGAGGGGAUUGCUCUGCUUUCGCUGCAUACAGAUGAGUGUGUGCACAGGUCUCCUGAACACAUAUCUCUGCUUGCUGUGGCUUGCUCAUUGGGUGGGGAUCACACAGCAAUACAGAUACUGGAGGGAAGAGAAACAAACCGCAGGACGACUCCCUGAUCCCAAGGAAGAUAGCUUGCUCACCUGUUACAUCUGAGCUAAGUGAAGAACACAGAGAUGGCAGUGCCUGGUGCCCUGGCUCAGAGAGUAUAAGCCGUACACCAGGGGAAGGAGAGAGAGACAGCCAACAUGGAGCACAAAACGGAUUUCACCUUACAGAAGGCGUUACUGCAGCCUGUGAAAAUGUGCAUAUUGGACAUGUGUGUGCAGGACCAGGAUAGCUCCACGCAGGAGAUUGGAGAAGAGGUGGAUGAGGGAGUUAUCUACAGCAUUUCCCUCCGCAAAGUGCAGCUCCACCACACAGCCAACAAGGGCCAGAGAUGGCUGGGGGUAAGCAGGGUACCGUCUCCCAUGGGCACUGCGGAAGGCGGGCUCUCCGGACCCCGGGACAUCACGUUUGAGAACGAGUCAGCUCUGAGCCUGUAUGAGACAUGCAAGGUGCGAACCAUAAAAGCCGGAACUCUAGAAAAGCUGGUGGAAUACCUGGUGUCUGCCUUCAAAGGAAACGACUCCACUUACGUCACCAUCUUCUUGUGCACGUAUCGCGCCUUCGCCACCACCAAGCAAGUGCUGGACCUGCUGCUGAACAGGUUCGGGCGCCUUCAUCCUCAGCUGAAUGGAGAGCACUCCCAUAACAGCAUCGAUGAUCAGUUGGAACUGAAAAACACCAUCUCCUCCAUUCUCGGGGCAUGGCUGGAUCAGUACUCGGAGGAUUUCCGCCAUGCACCAGACUACACCUGUCUGAAGCAGCUCAUCAGUUAUGUACGCCACAACAUCCCCGGCUCAGACAUGGAGCGCAGAGCUCGCAAUCUCUUGGCGCAGUUUCAGCGGCAGCAGCUUAACGAAUUAGAUCAGGAUGUUGACCACACAAGCUGCACGUUCCGUUUGCUGGACGACAGCUCGCUAUGGGAAGGCAAGCCAGACUUCUUGUCGUUCCGUCAGGAUAUGGUAGCCGAACAGUUUACAGUAAUGGAUGCUGACCUAUUUAAAAAGGUUGUGCCUUACCACUGCCUCGGGUGCAUCUGGUCCCAGCGGGACAAAAAGGGAAAGGAGCAUUUGGCACCAACCAUUCGAGCCACUGUCUCCCAGUUCAACAGCGUCACCAACUGCGUCAUAUCCUCAUGUCUAAGUGACCGCUCUCUAAAGCCCCAGCACAGAGCUAAAGUGGUGGAGCGCUGGAUAGACGUGGCAAGGGAAUGUCGUAUGCUUAAAAACUUCUCAUCGCUACGCGCCAUCUUGUCUGCUCUGCAAUGUAAUGCCGUGCAUCGGUUAAAGAAAACGUGGGAUGAAGUGUCCAGGGAAAGUUUCAGGAUAUUUAUGGAGCUUUCUGAAAUCUUUUCAGAUGAGAAUAACCAUUCGUUAAGCCGGGAGUUGCUAAUUAAGGAGGGGACAUCUAAAUUUGCCACACUGGAUAUCAACCCCAAAAGAGCACAGAAACGACAGCAGCAACAGAGAGAGUUGGGAGUGAUGCAGGGUACAAUUCCCUAUCUGGGCACUUUCCUAACGGAUCUGGUGAUGCUGGAUACAGCCAUGAAAGAUUACUUAGAGGGCGGGCUUAUCAACUUUGAGAAAAGGCGGAAGGAGUUUGAAGUCAUAGCGCAGAUAAAACUGUUACAAUCUGCCUGUAACAACUACAGCUUCAUCCCCGAGGACUCAUUUGUUGAGUGGUUUCACAGUGUAGAGCGUCUCACUGAGGCUGAGAGUUACAGCCUGUCCUGCGAGAUUGAACCUUUGUCGGAAUCUGCCAGCAACACCCUGAAAGCCAAAAAAAACACUGGCAUCAUCAAGAGAUGGAGCGAUAGGCAACCUGCAAGCUCUGAGCCCAGUCCGAGUGUCAGCUCCCACUCUAAGUCCUUCGACCAGCUGAAAUGCAGCCCCCACCUGUGCGGAGGGGACACAGCCGACUCUCUCAGCGUCACCUCGGCCGGGUCCAGCAGUUCAGACGUGGAGGAGAUCAACAUCAGCUUCGUCCCAGAAUCUCCGGACUGCCUAGAGAAGAAGGUACGAGCAGGACCCUCGCCAGCAACGCCGGCACAGCCCACAGAACGCUGCGUUCCGGAGGGGUUCUGGGAGUCAUCCUCUCUCUCGUCCCUGGACACAUCAGGAAUUGGCUCAGGUUCCAGCAGUGCCUCCUCCUCCUCAGUAUCCUCCACGCCAGUCUCUGCCUCUCGGACGCACAAGCGCUCUGUCUCCGGCAUCUCCAGCUACUCCUCGCUGUCUCUUCCUCUCUACAACCAGCAAAUCGAUGAUUGCUGCAUCAUCCGGGUCAGCCUAGACGUAGACAAUGGCAACUUGUACAAGAGUAUCUUGGUGACAAGCCAGGACAAAACCCCUGUGGUGAUUCGGAAAGCCAUGGCCAAACACAACUUAGAUGGGGAACGAGCUGAGGAUUAUGAACUUGUUCAGAUCAUUUCAGAAGAAAGAGAACUGAAGAUUCCAGACAAUGCCAAUGUGUUUUAUGCUAUGAACUCUGGAGCCAAUUAUGACUUUAUAUUAAAGAAACGUGGCUUCUCUAAAGGUGUUAAGGUUAAGCAUGGCUCUAGCUCCACACUGCCCCGCAUGAAACAGAAAGGACUCAAAAUUGCCAAAGGCAUUUUCUGACAUGCACGGAGGAGCUCACAACGCCUCACUAUAUCCCAACAUGGACAACAGAGGGACUCCAAGAAAGCACUUAUAGUUCCACUCUGGACAAGAUACAACUUGUUAUGCCAUCUAUUCUUGUUUCAUCUGUGAAGAAACAGGAAGCCAAAGGAUGUAACAGCAAUGGCCGCCAGUCUUCUAAGUGGAAUUAGAUACUCUGGUUGGGUUGCGGUAGGCAAGGCAACACUCCAGAUGCAGAAUUUGCCUUCUUCAUACCUUAGGUGCCUUCAAAAGAAGGGGAACUAAAAAGAGACUUUUAGAAAUAACGGUGACCAUCGCUUGCCAUUGUCGGAGCUCCAGUAUUAAUGAAGGAUUUGGAUUCUAGAGGACAACACAAUAUUGGAUUUGUGCUCUUAAGUCUGUGAGAACUCGGUAGAACAAAAUAAUCUGUCUCUCCUUCUUUAGGAGGAAAACAGAUUUAUUUGGCUAUAGGGAGUCCUGAAAUAAAGGUCUCCCGCUUAAGCCAUCCUCCCUUAAAGGGACUGUACUGUAAACGUGAACAUCACUUCUUUGUGGAUUACAAUACUACGCUGGGAUUUUUACAAUGAAGACUCUAAGCACUUUUUUAUACUCUAACAGGAGGUGUUCUCCAAGCCCCCAAUCUUUUACUCUGUGCUGUGGACUCUUCUCACCACUGCAGGGGUGAUUAUAUAAGCCAGGCUUAAGUAGCCAAAUAUUGGGGAGCAAGUUGGAAUUUAGGGAGUCAUUCUCAGACUUUUUUUUUUUUUUUUUUAAUCCCUUUUCCACUCCCUCAACCGAUCCAGCAUUUCAAACUGCACCAAAGAUCAAACGCCAGAAAAUUACACAGGAACAUUAUUUAAUAUCCUUGUUUUUAUUUGGAAUCAAAACCGGAGAAUGAAUAACUAACUUUCAAAAACAUAAUGUGCCAGAAUCCAUGAUAUUGAUUUGAAAUAAGUGGCAGAAAUUCUGGCAGGUUUAAAUCAUUUAAGUAGAAAUUGUAUUUUUUUUAUUUGUAAAUAUUCAAACCAUUUUAUUUUUCCUGUAAAAAAAAAUGGGGCCAAAUUUUUUUUUUUUAUUAUUCUCCGACAGUGGCUGUGAGCACAGACUGUGGAGUGGAUCAGAGUUGUACAAAUGUAUUUUGUAAAUGAGUUUUUAUUAACUUUUUUUUUCAUUUAUAAAUAUUUAUUGGUUGUAUAUAGAUGUUAGACACAUUAUUCAUUUGCUACACUAUAUUCAUUUCAUUUUUCGCUUACUGUAAAUAUUCUUCGUUUGUGUGAAUACAUUUCACCCCCCCCCCCCAUGUAGCUGACCAUAACACAUUAACCAGUUUAGUGCAGAGAAGGGUAAUCAUGACACAUUGUUACUAUUGUCUGCAGCACUGAAAGGGUUAGGCCUUAAUUUUUCUUUUAAAGUUUAGUAGCAGAAGGGUUGAUGACUAUGAAUAUAAACAAUGGGCCUUUUGUGCGUAUCUAUGUGUUUAGUUGUUUUGACGCCGAUAUCUCUUAUUUUCUAGUUACAAAACAAAAACACAUGAUCUGAGGUUAAUUGAUGUAAAAUCUUCCUUUAUUGCUGCGAAAUGUCAUCAAACAUUAGCCGUUUAUAUAUACAACAUAUCUAAAUAUCUGUGCCAUGUCUGACCAACUGGAAUACGUAUAGCUUAUGGUGAAGCGACCACCCCAAGGUGACUCCCGGUGCAGAUUAACUCAGGCGCAUAAUGAUAUGGGGUGCUCGCUUCUACACUGUUCUAAUGACAGCAUUAUUUGUCUUUCAGUGGGUAGCCACAAUUUGACCUUAAAGCUGUGUCACAUAAUGAAAUUGACCAACAAAGGGUCACUCUGGGGCUGAGCCAGUAUGUUGGGAAUGUGUGAUCAUGGGAAGGUACCUCCUUCAUUCUAGUAUCUCAAGUACCAUAUAUAUAUAUAUAUAUAUAUAUCUCAUCCACAAAAUGAAGGGGUAUGGCACUAUACAAAAGGACCAACAGUAGCCUGUGUUUACUAAUGAAUGGUUCAGUGCAAUGCUCCAUAUAAAAAACCCUCUGUAAAGUUCUCUUUUAGACAGACAGAGAAUAUGUUUAAAGGGACACUGAACACAAGUUUUUUUUCUAUCGUGAUUCCGAUAGAGCAUGCAAUUUUAAGCAACUUUCUAAUUUACUCCUAUUAUCAAAUUCUUUUCAUUCUCUUGGUAUCUUUAUUUGAAAUGCAAGAAUGUAAGUUUAGAUGACAGCCCAUUUUUGGUGAACACACUGUGUUGUUCUUGCCGAUUGGUGGGUAAAUUCAUCCACCAAUAAACAAGUGCUUUCCAUGGUCUGAACAAAAAAAAUAGCUUAUAUGCCUUCUUUUUCAAAUAAAGAAAGUAAGAGAAUGAAGAAAAAUUGAUAAUAGGAGUAAAUUAGAAAGUUGUUUAAAAUUGCAUGCUCUAUCUGAAUCACAAUAUCUGAAAGAAACAAUUUGGGUUCAGUGUCCCUUUAAGCUCUGUUUUGUAACCCAUAAAAUUCACUACUUUACUUGCAUCUGAUCCACCUUAUGCAUCUGAUGAUAACAGUAUGUAAGGAUUUUGUUGCUGGACUACACGUCCCAGAAUGCCAAGUGUUUUGCUUUAAACCUCUUGCGCCUUAAUACUGCUGCUUCCUCCCCGUCACACUUUCUGAGGCAGGAGACUGAAGCAAUAGGUUUCAUGGAACACUAUUCUUCCUUUGGAAAGUAAGGGGAGAAAAUAACACCGUUUACACACAAUCUUUCAACCUGCCAUAAUAUGGAGAUUAUAUCCCUUCUGAGAAGUGCCAAUCAGCACCACUUAGUGCAUUGUGGGACAUGCAGCUACAUAAAAGGGUCUUUUAUGGGGUAUCAGACUGAAGGUGGAGCGUUGCUGCAUUCUGUAUAGUGACAACUGUCCAGUGGGUCUGUUAUGACAAAGGCAGAGCUAAGCAUCACUACUAGCACACAGACAACAAGGGGCUAUGUUAUGUAAUGGCAAGAGGUGAUCUCUGACUGCACUGCUCAUGACUGGUGAAAUAACAGCUCUGGUGUGCUUGAGGCCGAGUAAAAACGUGUUUGUGCACAUCAUAAACACUGCUUGGCAUUGCAUGAAGGCGCCGUAUGGAGCUGCUUGAGGUGUGAGCAGUGGUGCUGGGAGCUAUAAAACAACUGUCAUUACAUCACAGCCUGCCCAAGUGCUGACCCUUUGCCAUUAUAAGAAUUUACCCAGUAGCCACUCACUUGCAUGGUUAUCAAGUUCCCCAGUACUAAGAAUAUCAGAUAGUGCCAUGUUUUAUUUCUCAUCUGUUAGUAUUUAAACAUUUCCUUUGUGCGGCUAAAGCCAAUUCAGAUGCCAAUAAAAUAGGGGCGAUGUCCAUAAUACCGCUUAAAUUCCACACCAAUUUUAAGUAGCUUCAUCAUAUAAUAAAUACUGUUAAACUAAGUGGGCACCCUUCGCACAAAAUCACAUGCCCAGCGAUUAUUAAGUCUUUGGCUGUCGUCCUCAAUUCACGAAAGAGCAAGUUUUUUAUUCUACUUAGUCUCCUCCGGUUCCUUGGUUACUUUCUGCAACCAGAUGUUGGUGCGAAUUGAUUUAUUGUAUGAAUAGGUAGCAAAUAGUAACCAAGGAAUUGGUGUUUUCUCUGAUUGGUGAGAAGCAGCUUGCCACAUACACACAAUCUGCUUAUCCGUAUAAACAUGCCUGAUCAUGUGACGGGUCUACAUACAAAUUACACUACAGAUCUCGUACCCUGACUGGAUAAUAGGAGAGUAGAUAUUAAAUAUGAAACAGGUUACCCCAACAGACAGGCUUUGUUAGCCUGUGGUCCAGCACUUUCCAGCUAUUUCCACCCCCUAGCCAGGCCCAGAACUACAUUAAACUGGAUGUGCUACCCACAUAUUGCUAUAAACACUAACACAGGCAGCAUCUCAUUCACCCAGCUGUCCUUCAUUGACAUCUUUUUCUUCGAAGUGCAAUGAUUUUAUGUAAAGGCCCGUGCGUGUGCGUGAGCGUAUGUGCACUCUGUGGUGCAAUGUUUACACUUGUUACUCCAUGUCUGGCUGAGUGAUUUGUCUUUUUGUUACUUGUUUAAGAUGAAGGAGACUGUUUUUAAAGUGCUCAAUGUAAACAAGAAAUGUACAUUAGUAUUUGCAAUAAAUAGCAACACUCCAAAACUGUG